AUGAAUUCCAAACCACAUUACAAUACUCAUAAAUUAACAUUGACUAAGCCCAGCAAGAAAUCUCAAUUUUAUUCGGACGAUGGAGAAAGCACUACGCCUCAUUCAAUCAACUCUUUCAAACAACAUAAAUAAGAGUUUUAAACUGAUGAUUCUGACUGUGGCACUCCAAUAAGUCCCUCAGGUAAGACCCCACAAAAACCUUAACAAUCAAAAUUCAAACCAAAACCCUCCACAAUCUAAUAACUCUUCACAAACACGGCUAAGAAUGUAUUGUAAAAUAAGUAAACUCAUUCAGAUGCUGAAUUGAAAACCUAAAAAUAAUACGAAGUCUCCGUAAAAAAUCACCCCUUUAGACAUUUAAUAUUCGGAGAAUCCGUUUCAGAAACUACCCUUAAGAAGCAUCUCCUAUUGACUUAAAGAGGUUUAAUCUAUGCAACUAAAUGUUUGAAGGGACCCAGUGAUUAAUUUAUCAAAUCUCGUCAAGUUGAAGUCCCAAAAGAAGAAAACAAAUCAAAAGUUCUUCUUCUAGAUUUAGACGAAACUCUCAUACAUUGUUGUGGUAGUAAAGAGUAAGCCUAAGUUAACAUUAAUUAAAUAAGUUUCAAUGUAAGACCCUAUACAAAUUACUUUUUAAAUAAAUUAUCGUAAGUAUAUUCAAUUUUCGUAUUCACAGCAUCCUCGCCUUCUUAUGCAAGUAUAGUUGUGGAUUAUUUGGAUCCCGAUUAAACUAAAAUUAUCGGAAUAUUUUCAAGGAAUCAUUGCAUGGAAACUAAAAAUGGUUUCUUUAUUAAGGAUUUGAGAACUCUAAAAGACAUUGAUUUAAGUUCCACACUAAUUGUUGACAAUUUGGCUCAUAGUUUCGGACUAUAGAUUGACAAUGGAAUACCAAUACUUGAGUGGAAUUCUGAUGAAAAGGAUGAAGAGUUGAAGUAAUUGGCAGAGUACCUUAUAAGAGCCAGUCAAGUGGAGGAUGUUAGAAUAUUUAAUCGAGAGAAUCUUCGUUUAAGAGAAUUAAUCAACUACUAAUUAUGA
Paramecium tetraurelia is the source of this 1032-nucleotide messenger RNA. RefSeq lists its product as uncharacterized. The transcript has a single exon. The record is from RefSeq and is a predicted model, not a curated record. Gene Ontology annotation, molecular function: phosphoprotein phosphatase activity. NCBI's taxonomy places the organism in Eukaryota, Ciliophora, Oligohymenophorea, Peniculida, Parameciidae.